UGCAAUGCUUUGAUUUUUCUCAUUUUGACUACCCAGGCCAAGAUAUAUAGUAUCAUACAAUCAUAAAAUAUUUAAAUGUAUCUUGCAUUAGGAGCGUCAUGCUAGUGGUGGGUUUCGCAGGCCUGAGUGAUGUUCUCGAAAUCUUCAGUCGAAGCACACGAGUCGCCUCCCACUUGCGCAGAGACGCGUAUGAGCGUGUUUAGUCAGUGAGCUAGCAUACGGACCAUGACAGUACAAAUAUAGGCGAAGGAGAAAGUUGAAGUCCUGAGGAGGCAAUAGCAAGACUGAAAGAAGGUUCCGCCGCAAUGGCUGGCCUCAACGACGAUAACAUAGAUGAAGAAGCGCUCGCUGAAAAGGGGCUUGACAAGGCGGAGGGGGAACAAGGCAAGAUGGCGAAGCGUGGCAAUGGAUUUCCAAAGGUGGAGCGGUACCCCAAGUGGCGGGAGAUGUCGUUGAUGUCCAACUACGAGCGGUCGUCGGCCACGCGACUCGCCUACCUGCUGGACCGCUACAAACAACUGGUGGGCGACAGCCUGAUUGACGAAUAUGUGGCCAUGACGUCAUUUGCCGAAGUGCCGUUCAGCUGCUGUCGACUGGACGCGGCCACAACUUGGUGCAGACGGCAGUACCUGGUGUUCAAAUCGCAUGGAUACGACAUCAAUAGCAAUGCCACUAUCUUCCGUCGCGGUUGUCCGAAGCAGGUGCAAGAGUACAUAGAUCGCCAACUGACGGGCCUGGGCGUGGCGCUGCUGGUGCUGAUCGUGUUGCGGCUGUUGAACCUGGUGCUGCUGCGACUGGUGCAGACGUCUACCUUCAACGCGCUGGUGGCCCGCCGGCACCUGUCACCAGCCCCCGGCUGGCUCAUCACCACCAGCCGGGCCAAGGCGGUCACCCCGUCUGCCGAGGAGCAGCACCUACUGGAAGAGGAGCUGCUCUCGGACCUGGACUCGGAGGAGGGCAGCCCAUCCGACGAUCCGGACGGCGAGUCAACGGACGAGGUCGAGCAAGACGACGCCACCCGUUCUGAGGAAGGUGGCGGCUCCGUGGACGGUGCGGAGACCAACACCGACCCGGAGACGGACUCACUGACCAGUGAGGUCACGCAGUCGUCGGAUGGAGAGAUCACUGAGGUCACGACAGAGAGCAGCGCGCUGCCGCCGACAGAGGCCAGCGAGCCCGCACCAUAGUUGAUGAACUUAGAGGGCGUCAUGUGAUCGUGUCACUGGGCGGCGUAGGCGACGUAAACGACGGCGAAUACAACAGCUGCGAAGGUUCAUAUGCGGCUGUGUUGUUAUCAUGCUUAGUCUCAUCCGACUCAGCGAACUGAUGUGCUGUUGUCCCCAAUGAGAUUUUUCGGCAAUAUGAUCUUUGCACUCAGUUAUUCGACGCAGGGUUGGCGCUGUAGGCGUCUCGGUGACCUUUGCUCAAUUAUUGGUGAUAAUUUUGACUAUGUUAUGCGUUAUGCGACUACUCUGUGAUCUUGCCCAAUAAAGAAAGUGCGUAUGUA
Molecule: messenger RNA, 1507 nt
Organism: Pollicipes pollicipes
Lineage: Eukaryota; Metazoa; Arthropoda; Thecostraca; Pollicipedomorpha; Pollicipedidae
Cellular component (GO): plasma membrane
Source: RefSeq, a predicted model, not a curated record